Molecule: messenger RNA, 582 nt
Organism: Lathyrus oleraceus (garden pea)
Lineage: Eukaryota; Viridiplantae; Streptophyta; Magnoliopsida; Fabales; Fabaceae
Product: glutathione S-transferase T3-like
Exons: 1
Coding region: 1-582 (193 amino acids)
Source: RefSeq, a predicted model, not a curated record
AUGGAUCCUAAUCAUUUUCAUUAUCAACAAGCUUUUUUCAAUUACAUGCAAAAUUAUCAAAAUCAUAAUCCUCAAAAUUCUCAAAUUCCACAGGUGCCAACAAACCCCGCCAUAUUUCUUCCGUCGCCAAACAAUUCAAAUAUGUAUCCUAUACCUCAAAUGAAUUCUAAUAGUAUGGAAUUCUCUACUCAAGUUCCACCAUUUUCUACUCAAGUCCCACCAUUUUCUACUCAAGUUGGUACUGAAAAAGAAGAAAGGGUUGUCGUUAAAAAAAGAUCUCGAGAGCAAUUUACAAGGGAAGAGGAUAUACUACUUAUCCAAUCAUGGCUCAAUGUUUCAAAGGAUCCAAUUAUGGGAGUUGAUCAAAAGGCUGAGAGUUUUUUGUUAAGAAUUGCUGCUAGUUAUAACCAAUAUCGUGGGCAAUUGCGGGAAAAGUUAGGGGGACAAUUAAAAUGUCGAUGGCAUAGAAUAAAUGGCAUGGUUCAAAAAUUUGUUGGAUGUUACAAAAUUGCUCUUAAAGGAAAGAAAAGUGGGACAUCCGAGACCGAUGUCAUGGCAGAUGCACAUACUAUUUUUGCUUAG